UUCCGUGAAACGGAACGUCUGUUUUUUUUUUCAACUCAAUAACAUUGAAUUACUAUUGGUGAGCUCCUCUUUCUUUCAUUGUGAAGAUCGCUGUUUUGAACGGUUACAUAUAUGAUAAGUGAAUAACCAAAAUGAGUGCAAAGCGGAAACGUGUCGUCCUAUCACUAAAGGUCAAAGUUGAAAUAAUUAAUCAGUUAAAAAAAGGUGAUGAUAUUAAAAAUAACAGUGAAAAAAUUUUAAGUUUUGUGACUGCGUUUUUACGUGGUUUCUGCUGCAACGAAAAGGCGCGAAUGUUCAGUGAAAAAAUGGGUGUAGCUGGUUUUAAGGCAAGCACUGGAUGGAUCCGCAAUUUCAAGAAUAGGCACGGUAUUCGGGAACUGGAUAUUGCUGGUGAAAAACUUUCUGCUGAUGGUGAAGCUGCUAAUAAAUUUGUGGACACCUUUAAAAAAGGAACUGAAAACUACGACCCUGAUCUUGUUUACAAUGCUGAUGAGACUGGUUUGAAUUGGAAAGUUUUGUCGAGAAAAACCCUAGCAUCUACAAGAGAACAGAGUGCUCCCGGCCACAAAGUCAGUAAAGAUCGCGUCACCAUAAUGGUCUGCGCUAACUCUACUGGUACCCAUCGCCUUCCUCUAUUAUUGAUUGGCAAAGCAAAGAAGCCGAGGGCUUUUAAGAACGCAGCUAAGUUACCAGUCACCUACACUAAUCAGAAGAAUGCAUGGAUGGACAGCAGUAUUUUUUUGGAGUGGUAUGAUAAAACCUUUAUUCCUGAAAUAAAGAAGUUUAAAACGGAAACAGGAAAAAAGUGAAAAGUUUUGCUAAUUAUUGAC
Molecule: messenger RNA, 830 nt
Organism: Agrilus planipennis (emerald ash borer)
Lineage: Eukaryota; Metazoa; Arthropoda; Insecta; Coleoptera; Buprestidae
Product: jerky protein homolog-like
Exons: 1
Coding region: 132-809 (225 amino acids)
Cellular component (GO): nucleus
Molecular function (GO): DNA binding
Source: RefSeq, a predicted model, not a curated record